This is a messenger RNA of Prionailurus viverrinus (fishing cat), 873 nucleotides long. Its product is annotated as olfactory receptor 51L1-like. Bases 1 to 873 code for a protein of 290 amino acids. NCBI's taxonomy places the organism in Eukaryota, Metazoa, Chordata, Mammalia, Carnivora, Felidae. Gene Ontology annotation, biological process: G protein-coupled receptor signaling pathway. Gene Ontology annotation, molecular function: olfactory receptor activity. Gene Ontology annotation, cellular component: membrane. The record is from RefSeq and is a predicted model, not a curated record. The transcript has a single exon.
AUGAGGAUAUCCACCCUACCAAAUGCCAACGUGAGCUUCUCUAUGUUCCCGCUGACUGGCUUCCCAGGCCUGGAAUGGGCUCACCACUGGAUCUCACUACCCAUUUUUGUAGGAUACCUGGUGGCCCUCGUAGGUAAUGCUACCAUCUUGCAUCUGGUACGAACUGAGCCUUCUCUCCACCAGCCCAUGUACUACUUCUUGGCCAUCCUGGCUGUGACAGCCUUGGGCCUGUGCAUGUCCACGCUGCCCUCAGUGCUGGGUGUGCUGUGGUUUGAUGCCCGGAUGGUGGGACUGGUGCCCUGUGUUCUACAGCAACACUUUCUACACUCCUUGUCCUUCAUGGAGUCAGUGGUGCUCUUUGCCAUGGCUCUGGACUGCCCAGUGGUCAUCCGAUUCCCACCGCGCUAUGCGUCAGUGCUCACAGGUUCUCGUGUGCCACUGGCCGGGGCUGUGCUGGGCGUGCGGAGUGCUGCCAUCACUGUGGCACCCUCACUGCACCUACUGAAGUUUGACUACUGUCGCCCCGGGGCACUGUCCCAUGCCUACUGCCUUCACCAGGACAUGAUCCUCCUGGCCUGCUCUGACACACGUUUCAACAGACUCUAUGGGCUGUGCAUCAUCAUGCUGGCCAUGGGCUCUGAUGUCCUCUUCAUCCUGCUCUCCUACACUAUCAUUGUCCACACUGUGCUGGCCAUCGCCUCUGCCGGGGAGAGGCUCAAGGCCCUCAACACCUGUGUCUCACACAUCCUGGCCGUGCUCUGCUUCUAUGUGCCUGUGCUAGGCCUGUCUGUUGUGCACAGGUUUGGGCACCACACCUCACCCUUGGUGCACAUCUUCAUGGGCACUGUCUCUGUUCUCUUCCCACCCCGAUGA